Closterium sp. Naga37s-1 is the source of this 738-nucleotide messenger RNA. NCBI's taxonomy places the organism in Eukaryota, Viridiplantae, Streptophyta, Zygnematophyceae, Desmidiales, Closteriaceae. The record is from the annotation of a GenBank genome assembly.
AUGGUGACGUAUGGUGGCGUGUGGCAGCAUGUGACCCUCCUGGAGCGCGUGAAGGGCCUGUACACGGACCACAAGGGCAUCCCACCUUCUCUCGCUCUGCUCUGCACCCGUACCCUCCUAGAGCGCGUGAAGGGCCUGUACACGGACUACGAGGGCAUUCCGCCUCCCCUUGCCCUUGCAGCAACCCCUCAUUCUCCUCUCCCCCCUCUCCUUCCCCAGACCCUCCUAGAGCGCGUGAAGGGCCUGUACACGGACUACGAGGGCAUUCCGCCCGACCGCGUGGUGCCCACGGUGGGGCUAAACAUAGGGCGCGUGGAGGCGCACAAGGCGAAACUCAUCUUCUGGGACCUGGGCGGACAGAUAGGGCUGCGCACGAUAUGGGAGAAGUACUACGAGGAGGCGCAUGCAGUGAUCUACGUGGUGGACGCUGCCUGCCCCGAGAGAUUUGACGAUGCUAGAGGGGCGCUCGAGAAGGUGCUGAGACAUGAAGACCUGGUUGGAGCUCCAAUCCUGAUCUUUGCCAACAAGCAGGACCUGCCAGAGGCUGUGGGCGAGGAGGACUUGACGCACUGCCUGGAGCUGAGGGACCUCAAGGGGCGCUCCGCCAUGGUCAUGCCCGUGUGCGCCUAUGAUGGCACGGGGGUGAGGGAGGGAGUGACGUGGCUGGUGGAGGCAAUGAGGAAGAGCCAACGAGCAGACCUCAUAAAGCAAAGGGCAGAUGCUGCUGCUGCCUUCUGA